Messenger RNA from Pectinophora gossypiella (pink bollworm), 2280 nucleotides. RefSeq names its product sodium/potassium/calcium exchanger 5 (gene zyd). The coding region runs from base 179 to 1768 and encodes 529 amino acids. Gene Ontology annotation, cellular component: membrane. NCBI's taxonomy places the organism in Eukaryota, Metazoa, Arthropoda, Insecta, Lepidoptera, Gelechiidae. The transcript has 10 exons. Gene Ontology annotation, molecular function: calcium channel activity; calcium, potassium:sodium antiporter activity. Gene Ontology annotation, biological process: intracellular calcium ion homeostasis; calcium ion transmembrane transport. The record is from RefSeq and is a predicted model, not a curated record.
CCGAGCGCCGCCCGACGUACGUGUAUUGUAUGGAAAUAUAUAAUUGGCCCCGUAUUCUUCUUUUGACGAGCUCUCCGGCGGGUCCAUUAUGUCCGUUUGAGCGCAAACGGCGGCAUUCGGACGCCAGUGGCGACGUCCCCGGUCGCCUGCGUCGCGCUCCACUCAACACCACGUCAAUAUGAAUACCUCCGAACGAGAGGUGUACACGCGCAACUGCACGCCGCCGGCCAUCGAUGACUUCCCUGCGGGUCUGUUCACGGAGCUGCAGCGCCAGCAUGGGGCCAUCGUGUUGCACGCCUUCAUCUCCAUCUAUCUCUUUAUCGCGCUCGCCGUCGUGUGCGACAAGUUCUUUGUCCCCGCAGUCGACAGGAUAUGUCACGCGUUGAACAUGACGAACGACGUCGCGGGCGCUACGUUCAUGGCGGCCGCGACGUCUGCGCCGGAGUUGUUCGUCAACGUCAUCGGCACAUUCAUCACCGAGGGAGACAUCGGCGUCGGCACUAUCGUAGGAUCCGCCGUCUUUAACAUUCUAGCUGUUGCUGCCUGCUGCGGUAUAGGGGCUGGCAUGGUAGUGCCGUUAGACUGGUGGCCUCUGACGCGGGAUUGCCUCGCGUACGGCAUCACUGUCUCCAUCCUCAUCUGCAUAAUGCAUGAUGAAUACGUCAUGUGGUACGAGGCCUUCCUACUGGUUCUGUUAUACGGAGUCUACAUUUGCAUCAUGUAUUACGACAAAUCUAUACAGAGCUUUGCUAAAGGGAGUUGGAAAUGUGUCAGGAAUAUGUUAUCUAAAAAAGAAGAAAAUCAAGAUACAUUCGAUAACGAUGUUAAAGACAUUAAGCCCCCGUCAUCGACGAAUAAAAAUGAUUUGCCUUUAGAUCAUCAUCAACAUAAUGGUAACAUAAAGAAUGUGGUAUCCCAACAUCCUGAUGGAAACGAAAAAAGCAUAACAGACGUAACUCUCCCAGAGAAAGGUGAUGAAAACCUUAAUAAAGUUGUUAACAUUGAAAUCGAUUCCAAAACGAAUGAUAGUGAACCUGCGCGUCCGGAUGAAGGUGUUAAUCAAACAAGUGUAGAUGAAACUAAUAAAGAAAAGGUAGACGAAUAUGAGCAUUCGCUUUGGAAGUGGCCUUCAGGUAGAAGCUGGCUUACAAAGACGACGUGGGUGGUAACUUGGCCGAUUCAUUUGGUAUUUUUGUUUACAAUACCCGAUUGCGAGAAGCCACGUUUCAAAAACUGGUUCCCGUUGACGUUCAUUAUGUGCAUCGUAUGGAUUGGAUCACUAUCGUACAUAGUGGCGUGGAUGAUAACGAUUAUAGGUGAUACAUUAAUGAUACCAGAUUCUGUAAUGGGAAUAACAUUUCUUGCUGCCGGCACAUCUGUCCCGGAGGCUGUAUCCAGUGUUAUUGUAGCUAAACAAGGUCACGGGUCAAUGGGAAUAAGCAAUUCAAUCGGAUCGAAUACUUUCGACAUCCUAUUGUGCUUGGGUUUGCCGUGGCUCAUCAAGGCAUCGCUAACACCAGCCGAACCAGGAAAUUACUGGGUGAAGAUCAACUCGAUGGGGUUGGAGUACUCGGCGAUCUCACUGCUGUCGACAUUGUUGAUGCUGUACCUCACUUUCUGGUUCAACAAGUUCAAGCUGGACGCGGCGGUGGGGCGCGCCUGCCUCGCCAUGUACGCCGUCUUCCUAGUGCUCGCCACGCUCAUCGAGCUCAAUGUCUUUUUCCCCGUCAACGUGCGCACGUGCAAGAGAACCGAACUCAAAUCCUAGGCUAGUGUCUGGACCUGUAAUGACCAAGUGCGAAUGGCGGUCGUGGUGCCUCUUGUAUAUUGUUAUGUUAUGUGUGUCGCUAACAAGAGUGUCUGAUGAGAAUCUGAUAUUAAGUAACAGUAGUUCGACUUUGCAUUACCUCCAUGAAUCUAUAGGCAAAGUUAAACGUGUAGCUAUGCUUUUUACCUGUAUGGCACAAGAGCGCAAACGCACUUCUAUUCGGUUGACUUCUUAUAUAACGAGAACAUUACAGUUUAUUUUUUAUUUUAGUAAAGACUAUGUGUACAAAUUGCACAUUUUGAACUCGCUCUAAUAGAUAUAAACAAAAAUUUAUUUAAACCUUAAUGAGAAGUUCUCAAAAAUCCAUCAUGAAUAGAUAUAAGUUCCGUGAAUCUCGAAAUACUAUUAAGGUAGGAUUAUUUUCCUCCUUGCUUUAUAAUAAAUAGUAAGUAAUAUUUUACGUUUGAUGAUAUCGUACUUUUUCACUUUGAACUUUUACUAAAAUAUCAAUA